Molecule: messenger RNA, 1596 nt
Organism: Nicotiana attenuata
Lineage: Eukaryota; Viridiplantae; Streptophyta; Magnoliopsida; Solanales; Solanaceae
Exons: 2
Coding region: 1-1596 (531 amino acids)
Source: RefSeq, a predicted model, not a curated record
AUGGGGCAUCGAGCAUUUUUACCACAUGAUCAUCCAUUUUGGAAAGAUAAGAAAUCAUUUAACGGUAAAGAGGAGCAUAAAGCCAUGCCUACUCCCUUAUCGGGGGUAGAAGUGCUUGAAGAACUACGUGAAUUCAAUAAUGUCUUUGGUAAAGGCCAAAAGAAAAGGCCUCGACAUAAUGACGGUCCGUGGAAGAAAAGAUCCAUCUUUUUUGAAUUGCCAUAUUGGGCACAUAAUAAAUUGAGGCACAAUCUUGACAUGAUGCAUAUAGAGAAGAACAUAUGUGAUAGUUUGCUUGGGACUUUGUUGGAUAUACCUAGAAAGUCCAAGGAUCAUGUAAAUUCUCGCUAUGAAUUGGAAGAAAUGGGAAUACGCAAGGAGCUUCAACCAUUAAAAGAUGAUGAAAAUGGAAAAGUUCAUCUGGCUAAAGCUUGUUACUCCAUGAAAUCGGAAGAGAAAAGAUUAUUUUGCACUGUCCUAAAAAAUGCCAAAUUACCAAAAGGGCGUGCCUCUAAUAUAUCACAUCGAGUGCAAGUGGAUGAGAUGAAUAUAUCACGAUACAAGAGUCAUGAUGCUCAUUUCAUAAUGCAUUACAUGCUCCAAGUUGCGGUUAUAAAGGUGUUACCCAAGGAUGUCUCUUUGGCCUUGAUUAGGUUGGGUAAUUAUUUUAGAACCAUAUGUAGUAAGGUUAUAAGGCAAAGGGAUGUUGAUACAAUGCAGUCUGAAAUUAUAGAUAUAGCAUGUGAGCUUGAAACAAUUUUCCCGCCAACCUUUUUUGAUAUAAUGACACAUUUGCCUAUCCAUUUAGUAAAUGAAAUUAAGCUUGGUGGUCCGACUCAUUUGCGUUGGAUGUAUCCCUUGGAGAGAAACCUGUGUAAGUACAAAGCAUUUGUCCGUAAUCGAACUCAUCCCGAAGCAUCUAUAGCAGAGGGAUUUUUGGCCGAAGAGUGCUUGAACUUUUGUUCGAGAUACUUACAUGAUGAGGUGAAGACAAGAUUCAGUGGCUAUCAAACUGAGGAUGAUGAAGGCAUUCAAAUAGAGGGCAAUAAUUCUUCACCUAUAUUUCCUAAUAUAGGCCAUCCAAUCGGAAGUAAAAAGAAAAGGAAAGGCAAGACUUUUGACAUGGAUUUACAGUUAUGGUCUGAAGCACAUCGAUAUGUUUUGUUCAAUACUGGAGAUGAACAAGUUGAGACACUUAUCAAGGAACAUAAGAAUUUCAUUGACAAUCAUACUAAAGGAAAUGCAUGGCUAAAAGCACCAAUUCAUAGUCGAGAAUUCGAAAAUUGGCUUAGAGAGAAAGUUAAAAAUGUUGAAGUGCCCAAUCAUUUAAGAUGGCUAGCUAAAGGGCCUAACACAGUGGCUAAAAGAUAUACUGCCUAUUUCAUUAAUGGAUAUCGAUUUCAUACAAUGGAACGAGAUGCUCCAUGCAAGACUCAAAAUAAUGGAGUGACUUUGUCAGCAACAACAGAUAGUUUUGCUAGUGCUAGGGACCAAAAUCCCAUCGAUGGAACGGUUAUCUACUAUGGAGCUAUUCAAGAUAUAAUUAAAAUUGAUUAUUGGGACUGUUUUAGUGUUGUACUAUUUAGAUGUGAUUGA